Messenger RNA from Protopolystoma xenopodis, 570 nucleotides. NCBI's taxonomy places the organism in Eukaryota, Metazoa, Platyhelminthes, Monogenea, Polystomatidea, Polystomatidae. The record is from the annotation of a GenBank genome assembly.
AUGCGUCGCAUCAACUCCCAUUACUCAUCUGACCAGUUCGAAUAUGGGAACUUAUUAUCAGAGUUCACUCUCUUCUCACUCCUCCCCUGCCUCUCUGAUAUCUACGAAUUUGGCCCCUCUUCCUCCACCUCCACCGCCACCACAACCACCAGGAAUCGGAAUGUCCUCUGGUCUGCUGCUACUCAAAAGACAGUUGUUGUGCCGAAUGUUUCUCUUAGUGGGAUCACUUCUAACAUUGGGUCAAUUCAAAAUAAUUCUGGCACUUCAAAUGGACCGACAGUUAUAAGAAAGUCUACAAUAAUUUCAGCUCCCCCACAAAUGGCAAAUCCACGUGAGCUUGCUGAGCGUGCCCGAGAAGCUGCAGAGCAAAGAGAUCGUGAAUCUUAUGAUGAUCCGGAAUUUAUCAUUGAAGUCGAUGAUGACGUCACAAGAGCCUUAUUAGCUGCAGAGGCGGGUGUGACUUAUACUAGCGUGAAGAGCAAAGAUGGCAAAGGUAAUUUUCAUUGGUACACGUCGAUAAAUGCAACAUAUCUUCGCAUUAUUAAUGUUUUAUUACUUUUAUUUACCUGA